ACAACACGGAGUGAUUUACGGCUGAGGGAUGAGAGGGAGACAUUAGUGGAUGGUUUUGUGGCCGAUGCUGGAACAGGUUGCUUGCAGUCUGAACGGUGAGACAGCAGCUCUGCCAGUGGGCGGGAGAGGGAGAGAGAGAGAGAGAGAGAGAGGGAGACAGUUGAGGCGAGAGGGGAGGGACAGGGUGAGUGAGAACAUAAGACAGAAAGGCAACGGACGAUCACAAAGAGAGUAGAAAAGGAGAGUAAGUGUAGCGAGGGACCAGAGGAGAAGACAGAGCAGGACAAUCUGAAGCUCAAAAUGCCUCCCAACUUCGCCGGCACCUGGAAAAUGAAGAGCAGUGAGAAUUUCGAUGAACUUCUGAAAGCUCUUGGUGUGAAUGCUAUGCUCCGGAAAGUGGCCGGUGCGGCUGCAGCCAAACCGCACGUGGAGAUCCGACAGGACGGAGAGCAGUUCUACAUCAAGACCUCCACCUCCGUGCGCACCACUGAAAUCAGCUUCCGCAUCGGAGAGGAGUUUGACGAGGAGACGGUGGACGGCAGGAAAUGCAAGAGUGUGGCCUCAUGGGAGACGGAGAAUAAAAUGUACUGCAAACAGACGCUGGUGGAUCGAGACGGACCCGUUACAUUCUGGAGUAGAGAGCUGCGCGGAGACGAACUGAUCUUGAUCUUUGGGGCCGAUGACGUGGUUUGCACGCGGAUUUACGUACGAGAAUGAGGCGGCGAUGGCGACCGUGACAAAUGAAACCAAGCAUUCCCGCACCCCAACAAACCAGAACCUUACAUCGCAUGUCAGGCAGUGAACAUGUAUCUGUGCAGUGCAUUGUGGGAUUUCAUUUCUCAAUCCAUUACUUUAAAGGGACACUCCACCCAUUUGCAUUAAGAUUUCCGUUGUUAGAAACCCAGUUAUACUGUUGAAUGGUCGUGCAACGCUCUCAUUUUCCCCUGAGACGAGAGAGAUCUGCUAUUUGCCCUUUUCACUUCCUCCCACAAUGAUGCAAAAAUCGUAAUUUUUACGUCAUUGUAGGAGGAAGUGUAAUAGGGGGAUUUCUAUAAAGACUACAAGCACUAUGGAGGAUUGGGAUUACACAUAGUGUCGGCCAUCUUUUUUUGGAAGCUAAGCUAGCAGGCUCUUGUUCUG
Molecule: messenger RNA, 1140 nt
Organism: Pimephales promelas (fathead minnow)
Lineage: Eukaryota; Metazoa; Chordata; Actinopteri; Cypriniformes; Leuciscidae
Gene: crabp1a
Product: cellular retinoic acid binding protein 1a
Molecular function (GO): lipid binding
Source: RefSeq, a predicted model, not a curated record